Messenger RNA from Diversispora eburnea, 3132 nucleotides. Lineage: Eukaryota; Fungi; Glomeromycota; Glomeromycetes; Diversisporales; Diversisporaceae. The record is from the annotation of a GenBank genome assembly.
AUGUUAUUGCCAAUACGUUGUGUCGUUCCAUCACGUUUACGUUCAGAAUAUUUAAAAUAUAUUAUUUUUCGUGCAAAAAGACCGUGUAAGAUAUUCCUGCGAAAUUCAAAACGCGACUUGGCAACCGAAACUCACGUACCAAACUCUUUAUUACAUAAAAUUUUGCGCAGUGAUAAGUCAGAAGCUACCAGUGAAGAGCAAAGUCGGAAUAAAAAAGACAUACCAUGUAAAGAAAAUUAUAAGACAUCAUUACGAGAAGAGCAAAAAGAAAAUUUUAUGAUAAAAGAAAGCCAGAGAAUAUUUAAUGAAGCAGAAGUAGAAAUGCUUCCCAAUUGGUUAUACAAACAAAUUUUCAAUAAUUCGAAUCGUUCACAUCCUCCAAAACAUCGCGUAGAAUUAGCAUUGAAAAAUUUGAAAAAUCAAGCAAAACCAAUCCUAGAUUUAGCAAUUCAACUAGCCGAUUCAAAUUUACCAAUAAUACCUUAUAUUAAUAAUGAAUGGAAUUUUAUAUCUGGCUGGACGCGAUAUGAAAAUGGUAAAAAACCCACACUUGUAGAUUUUCCAAAUGAACGUAUUUUAUGUCUUGUAACGAAAACUUUUGCCAAAGAAAAUUAUCCAACAAUAGCGUGUGCCGCUUCUCCAACAGCAUGGUAUUCAUGGGUUUCACCACGAUUAGUAAAUGUAAAUAAUUUAAAACCUGGAAAUUUAAUUCCUAUUGGUAAACUUGAAGAUGAUAGAUUAAUAGUUGGGCAUAAUGUUGGAAUAGAUAGAACCAAAAUAAAAGAAGAAUAUCAAUUCGAAGAAACUCGAAAUAACUUUUUGGAUACAAUGUGCUUACAUGUUGCUGUAAGUGGAUUAUGUCACCGUUUACGUUCCGACUGGGUAAAGUAUGAAAAAGCUCGUCAACAAAAAAAUGAAGAAUAUUUGUUAUCAGCGAAAAAGUUUCAAAAAAUUUAUGAUGUAUCAUCUAUGAAUAAAUUAGAAGAAGUUUAUAAAUUUCAUUGUGGAAACAAGUUAGAAAAAUCAGCAUAUAAUAUCUUUAAAAAGGGUACAGUAGAAGAUCUUAGAUAUAAAAAAAUUUUUUUUGAAACAAUGUCAAAUUGUGCAUUGGAAGUUAAAACGAUUCAAGAGGUUUUAAAAAAAGUUCUUCCCCGAUUUUUAGAUGUUUGUCCACAUCCUGUUUCAUUUGCUGGUGUGAUUCAUAUGGGAAACAUGUUUUUGACGACAAAUAAAGAAUGGGAAGAAUACAUAUAUAACUCUGAAUAUGCAUAUCAAUAUUUUAAUAAUUCUAUUGAAUCGAUAUUAGAAAAUUUGGCGAAUGAAGCACUUAAAAAUGGAUAUGAAAAUGCAAUGAAAGAUCCUUGGUUGAGUCAAUUAGAUUGGAGUAAAGGAUCCAAAUGUAUAAAUCCUAAAUGGUAUCAAAAUAUUUAUAAUUACAAGACAAAAAAAGUUAAAAUAACUGCAAGUUGUAAUUUAGCACCAAUUUUAUUGAAAUUAAAAUGGAUGAAUUAUCCAUUAUAUUAUUCAAAAUUACAUGGAUGGAUGUAUAAGGUUCCAGUUGAUGAUAAAAAUUUCCGUACAAAAUCGGUAAAGUGUGAAUUUCCCAAAAAUCCAAAUAUUUUAAAUUAUGAACCCAAAUUUGCUGAAGAUAUAAUAGGUAAUUAUUUUGCUAUUCCGUCUAAAGGAAGUGAAGGUCAUCGUUGUGGAAAUCCGUUAGCCAAAAGAUAUAUGAGAGAAUAUGAAAAUGGAAUUAUAUCAUCAGAAUAUAGUCAAGCAGAAAUGGUAUUCAAAAUGAAUGCAGCUUGCACAUAUUGGAUGAGUAUAAGAGAACGAAUCAAAUCACAAUUAUUAAUUUAUCCUAAAGAACAUGGGAUUGAAAAUGUAGAUUUAGAAUUGACCGAUUCAAAAGAUCUUGGAAUUAUUUUACCUAAGGCAUUACCAAUAGGAACUAUAACUCGAAGAGUAGUAGAAAAUACCUGGGCAACUGCAACUAAUGCCAAAGAUUAUUUAAUCGGUUCAGAACAUAAAUCAAUGAUUAAGGCUCCCAAGGGCUAUAAAAUCAUUGGUGCAGAUGUGGAUUCUCAGGAAAUGUGGAUAUCAAGCUUGAUAAGUGAUGCAGAGUUUGGUUUUCACGGAUCAACUGGUAUGGGAUUCAUGACUCUUCAAGGAAACAAAAUAGAUGGUACGGAUUUACAUUCUAGAACUGCACAAAUUCUAAAUAUUUCAAGAAUGGAAGCCAAAGUUUUCAAUUAUAGUCGAUUGUAUGGUGCCGGAAUAGAAUCAGUAGUAGAAAUGCUUGAAAAGUCCAAUCCUAAUAUUGAUUCGGAAGAAGCAAAAGAAAGGGUAUCCACAUUUUUCAAAAAAACGAAGGGUGAAAAAUGUCAUCACAGAUUCAUUUGUGGCCGCGCAUUUUGGUUUGGUGGAAGUGAAACUUAUAUGGUCAAUCGUUUAGAAGAAAUUGCAUUAUCUGCAAAACCUCAAACUCCAGUUUUAAAAUGCGGUAUAACUGACGCAUUAACUUCCAGAUACGCAGAAUCGAAUUAUAUGACUUCUCGAAUUAAUUGGGUCGUUCAGUCAUCAGGUGUCGAUUACCUUCACUUACUUCUUGUUUCUAUGAAAUAUUUGAUUAAAAAAUAUAAGAUUCGGGCACGUUUCAUGUUAUCGGUUCAUGAUGAUAUACGUUAUCUUGUAAAAGAAGAUGACAAAUAUCGGGCUGCAUUGGCCCUUCAAAUAAGUGUCGACAUAGAUCAUGUUUAUCGAAAAGAAACUGAUAUGGAUUGUAUGACAAUUUCGCAUCAACAUAAGAUUAAGCCAGGUAAAAGUGUAUCAAUUCAUGACAUUCUGAAUCAUCAAACGUCUUUAAAUGAAGAUAAGCAGGACGCGAAUGAAGAUGUCGGAUCGGACCCCAUUGGAAUUCGAAUGCCAAAAGAUAAAUUAUGGGCACCCUAUAAGCCGUCGCUAACGGAUGCAUUCAUUUGGGCUCAGUCUAUGACAUCGUUUGAAGAAAUUGAACAAUUAUAUCAUCAAAUUAUGGAAUCAAAUAAAAAUAAAGAAAAAGGUUUUCCGAAAUUUCAAAAUAUAAAUGGAUAUCAAAAUGCAAAUCGGGAAUGUCAGCCACAAAAUACUUGUUAA